CUGGAGUACCUGACGGCCGAGAUCCUGGAGCUGGCGGGCAACGCGGCCCGCGACAACAAGAAGACGCGCAUCAUCCCGCGCCAUUUGCAACUAGCCGUGAGAAAUGACGAGGAGCUCAACAAGUUACUUGGGGGUGUCACCAUUGCCCAGGGGGGCGUUCUACCCAACAUCCAGGCUGUCUUGUUGCCCAAGAAAACGGAGAGUCACAAGCCUGGCAAGAAUAAGUAAUCGGGACGCUU
Molecule: messenger RNA, 239 nt
Organism: Condylura cristata (star-nosed mole)
Lineage: Eukaryota; Metazoa; Chordata; Mammalia; Eulipotyphla; Talpidae
Product: histone H2A type 2-B
Exons: 1
Cellular component (GO): nucleosome
Molecular function (GO): structural constituent of chromatin; protein heterodimerization activity; DNA binding
Source: RefSeq, a predicted model, not a curated record